AUGGUUCGACAGUUGCAUAUUCAGCCCACGAGGUAUUUCUACGCGGUGGGCAACACGCCAGCCGUGUGUUUGACCCAGUCCUGUCCGCCAGACCAUGACGCGGCGCUGCUCUUGCUUGGCUGUGGGGACGCUCGGAGUGUCCUUUUCACUGCCUAUGCAGAUCCAGGUGCUGGAAAGCGAAACUUGGAUAUCACUUGUUGUGAUAUCGAGACCGAAAUUCUAGCUCGUAAUAUCGUCCUCUACACCCUCAUCCUCAAAGAUACCCAUGACAGAACCGCUCGGAAGAUUUGGAAUAUCUACUACCACAUUUUUCUCGACAAGGACUCUCUAAAGCUGCUUCGGCGUCACGCUGCUGCUCUUGUGGAGGAGGGGGAUACUCUGGAAGAAUGGCACCAAGGCAAGUACGGAAAAAUCAUUCGAUUCAGCGACAGUGGUACGUUUGCUCGGGUGCGACAGGCGUGGGAGUUCUACGCCAUCAGAUCGUCCGAUAAGGACGCAUUUGAUGAGCGUCUGCACCAGCUUAAAUCUGUGUUUGAGAAAGCCCGUAACAUCCAGCGUCUGAUCUCCGAUGGGCAGGCCAUCAUUAAUGCCGCGCGAUCUGUCUCGCCUUGCUUGCCGUCCUCCAUCGACCACCUGUCAGAACUUUACCGCUGGUAUUGGGACAACGGUAAUACCUUGGACGAACAGCCUCAGUCUUAUAAAGAACUGAACCCCAUGUUCGGAGCAUUGGAUAAUCGUCUCAUCGUUCAUUACGGUACUGAUCCUCUCUUGGGAUACCACCUUUCCACUGCCUACACCCCCAUCGAGGAAGGGUCUCCAUUAGAGCCGGACGAGUCUCAGGCCCCCGAGCUCAGGGACGAGUACAGGGUGGCGUUUGAUCAAUUUCGCAUCUAUGCCGAGUCGUUCAGGGCCUUCUCCUCCAAACUAACGCUCCGCUUCGUCCAAGCGGAUGCUCUGGCUCUUUGCCAUACCCUGCAGCACCUUCGUGCGCACGGCGCAACAGACACGGCUCAUUGGUACCGCGACAAUUGGCACUAUGAACCUUUCAACUUGGAUUCUCCAGACUAUGGUCCCCGAAAUAGGACAGAGUCCCCAGCCCCGACAUCCUUUGAUGUUAUCGACACGUCCAACCUGGUUGACCAUCUUGGAUGUAUAAAUGUCCUCGUUGCGACCAGUCCGCUUCUAAAGCGUAAUUCCACAUCUACUCUGCUCACUGAGCUGCUCGUAUUUCACGAAGAGAACAUCGAUGAUGGACUUCAGCGGCUCUUAGGUGGAAACUUGGCCACUGUUUCCCUUCUCCUCAGUCUCAUGCCCAUCCAGUAUUGGACCGGCACUGCAGGGUCUGCCGCAGUCGACGAACUUGGCAAGUGGAUCACGACCCCUACUCCCUCGCAGUCUCGUUACAUUUUGAAUUGGAAGGCCAUCUUUGGAGGAUCCUCAACGACCCAUCAAAACUGCUUUCUCGAGUUUGAUGGCAAGCCCUUGGCAGAUUUGGUUUGGAAGCUUUACAUUAUCAUGUUCGAGGACGAGUCUGAGGGCCCAGGACCCCAGGAUCCAAAGGGAAACAAGAAGAAGUCAUCAAAAGGUCUCGGUAGACACUCGGAGUUUUCCACACCAGCUACCUUUGCGUCCUUUCUUCGCGUAUUGAAGACCCUCCAAUUCGAAGAGUGGGAGAUGUUUAUUUCCCGCCUUUGCCAGCUCAUCGAGCGCGAUGCUACAUCAAAACGAGCACAGAAUUACAAAGAAGACUUGUAUCUGCAACUGCAUCUCCAAGACGUGAAAUGCAUGCCAAAUUACAAGGUCGGGUUGUCCCAGUGGCAAGCUGAAUAUCACGCCUCUCCGUUAUCUUGGAAGGAGCUGCCCUCAGCUGUCUGCGCCACCGUGGCCAUUCCACACUCAAACGUGACCCUUUUUCAGGUCGGAUCGCAGGCAGACUAUGGGACCCCAAUCUUGCAGGUUGUGCUUGCAUCUCCACCCGGUUGGCCGAAGAUAUUUCAACACCAUUUCGCCGGACCACAGAUUGGCUUUGGCACUUUGACCGCUCAAGGCACUAGAUUUACGGAAAACUAUACGAUUAAGGUGCAGAAUGAUCCAAUGGGCUGGGAUGGUACUGCACCAUUGAUCGUCUCCAUCAUGAUUCCAACCUGGUUGGUACUUAUAUAUCCCAGGCUGUCAGCUGAGAUUUCAGUGAGACUUAGACCCAAUACGGCCUUCGCUGAAAAGCUUGAGCAAAAGUUCGGCAAGUCUCUGAAUCUAUUCUCGUCUAGAUUGUCCUAUGGCGAUGUAUAUAUCACCAAACAUCGACCGAACAUGGAAGGAAACACCUCUAUCGCACCACCAAUCCUCCAGCACUACAGUCAGAAAGGAUUUCAGCCAACUACUCUGGGAUUCUACUACGUUCUGAACGAAAAGAACGAAUCCAUAGUCGGGGUUUCAAGUAGGCUUCGCAUUCUUCCCUCCAAGGCGCAAGAUAUCUUUCGCAACAGAGCUGUUGUAGAUAUCAAAACCCCCUCGGCUUUCGAAACCACCGUCACAUACCGCCCGGGUUUCUUCCACCGCACAUGCUUUCCGAUGCCAGUAAAGACAGCAGGAAGUAGCUCCACAGUCAAGCGCAAGGACGCCUAUGUGCAAUUUGAGGCGUCUGUUGCGACGUGGGACUGGCUGAUGAAGUCUCCCGAGGCGGUAUACCCGCUAUCCUUGGGCGACAACAUGCCAGUGAUCCGGAGCUUGCAUUAUAUAGCCCUAGACAAGAUGCCCAUUCUCGACCUCCGGGAAACAACCGAGACCGUCUGGAUGGGCAUUCAUAUGCGUGACAUGUUCUCCGAAAGAGAGCACAUUAUACGCGAACCCGCGCUCAAGAAUCGCGUACGGGUCAAGGAGCUACGGAUCAACUUCAAAAACGGCUUGUUCCAGCUGUUCCUGCAGUACUCAGGAGUCAAGGUUGACCCGAGGCCCAAGUCAUUCGUUCUCGUCCAACUGCCAGCGCGAGAGCGUCGGGUUUACAUCUUCCCCACCGGUAUCCGCCUGGACUUGACUGCCCAGACCAUUGUCAUGGACGCAGCUAUAGUCCAAGUGGCUAGUCACAACGUGAAAGAACUAGAACCCCUGCUGAGCGGACUGAAAACCCGCACCCUUUACGGCGUGGAGGCGGACGAAGACGAAAUUAUUGUCUGGAAACAUGCUCUCGUCGGUUUUGUCGAGCAGGCCCGCACAUGGUCCCAUCAGUCAUCCUGCGAAUACCUGAAAUACGGCAAAAUCCCCAUCUCCCAGCUCCCGGGCAACCCGUUCAUCUGCCACUGCGGCCAGGGUCGCUUCCCAGACGACUGGGAGCCCGAAGAGGCACCCAAAUGGACCGAACUGAAGAAGUAUGCCGUCCGCGCCGCCAUUUCGCCGAGUUUCCCGGUCCCAUUUGUGGAACGGUCCCUCAGUCCCGGUAAUCUGGUGCCUAUUCCUCCUCCCUUCCUGACGGAGACCGAGCUCAAGGAGAUCAGCCAGGAGAUCCGCGAGAUGCACAUGAAGAUGGGGUCAUGCUGGUCGUGUGGAACCCGGGACUUGGAUGACGGGACUCCCCUGCUGACCUGCUCACGGUGCAAAAUGGGACAGUACUGUUCUAAGGAGUGUCAGCGGACGGACUGGUUGUAUGGAAUGCAUCGGAGGUUUUGCAGUGCAUCGUCUAUGUAG
Messenger RNA from Penicilliopsis zonata CBS 506.65, 3681 nucleotides. RefSeq lists its product as hypothetical. Gene Ontology annotation, cellular component: nucleus. Gene Ontology annotation, biological process: regulation of transcription by RNA polymerase II. Gene Ontology annotation, molecular function: DNA-binding transcription factor activity, RNA polymerase II-specific. The record is from RefSeq and is a predicted model, not a curated record. The transcript has 4 exons. NCBI's taxonomy places the organism in Eukaryota, Fungi, Ascomycota, Eurotiomycetes, Eurotiales, Aspergillaceae. Bases 1 to 3681 code for a protein of 1226 amino acids.